Miscanthus lutarioriparius is the source of this 279-nucleotide messenger RNA. Lineage: Eukaryota; Viridiplantae; Streptophyta; Magnoliopsida; Poales; Poaceae. The record is from the annotation of a GenBank genome assembly.
AUGGCUCGCGUCGGCAUUGUUAUGCUCUGCAGCCUGCUGGUGCUGAUCGUCGGCGCGGCGCUCGCGGCAACGGCGGCCCAAGCUCGCGUCGUGCCGCCAGGCUAUGCUGCCCCGGACAUCGACGUGGCCGGGGCCGGGGCGAGGGCGGGAGUGGGCGGCACCGGCGGUGGCAGACGGGGCGGCAUUCGAAGGGGGAGGUGGAAUGUGCAGAGCGUGCAAAGCGACGGCGCCCGCAAGCGGGAGGUGCCGGGUGGCCCGGACCCCCAGCACCAUGGCUAG